Messenger RNA from Gilbertella persicaria, 829 nucleotides. Its product is annotated as Anp1-domain-containing protein. Bases 29 to 739 code for a protein of 236 amino acids. The transcript has 2 exons. Lineage: Eukaryota; Fungi; Mucoromycota; Mucoromycetes; Mucorales; Choanephoraceae. The record is from RefSeq and is a predicted model, not a curated record.
UUUUUUCUCUCUCUUUAUUAUUAUUACCAUGACCAAAAGACUUGUUUUGGUUAUCUUGUCUUUGUUCUUUGUUGUUACAUUCUAUAGUUUAUCUCAACAUGGUUGUAAAAAAACCACUAGGAUUGUCAGAGAAUCCAUGGCACUAACACAACAAGUUCCAUUUUCAAGCCAACAAGCCAAAUACAUGAAUUUAAACAACAUGUCUCAAGAACAUGUCCUUAUACUAACCCCUUUAAAAAAUGCGGAACCCUACUUAGACCGCUAUUUUGAACUAUUGGACUCAUUAGACUAUCCUAAACAUUUGAUCAGUCUUGCCUUUCUUGUGUCAGACACAACAGACAAUACUAUGGACAUGCUUUAUCAACAUGCUAAUGCAUACCAUCGCAUGGAUAUCUUUGUCAAGGACUUCAGCUAUCGAUUGCCUCAAUCCAAUCGUCAUGGAUUUGAUAUUCAACCACUAAGACGUUCUUUUAUGGCUCGGUCUCGUAAUUAUCUAUUGACAGCCGCAUUACGAGAAGAACAUUCCUGGGUACUUUGGCUUGAUGUGGAUAUUGUUCAAUACCCCACACACAUCCUAAAAGAUCUUCAGUCGUUGAAUCUGGAUAUUGUUGUACCCAACUGUCUUAAGUAUACAGAAGAUGGGAGUUUUUGGGGAUACGAUAAGAAUAAUUGGCAAGAAACAGUUGAAUCCAUUGCACUUCAACAAUCACUUGAUACAGUAAAGUCUUUCUUUGUCUGAUAUCGAGACUCAUGUAUUGAUAGGACUUUGUGUUAUUAGAAGGUACAUGGUGUUGAACAACUAUGGUACCUGUACCUUUAGAUGGCGUGG